AUGUCGGCCAGCUCCGUGUUCCCCAUGUGUGUGCGGGCGAGCCGGGGCCUCCUGCGGCUCCGGGGCGGCGCGGCGGCCGCCUCCUCCCCGGCCACGGCCCACAGCGUGCGGAGCCUUUCCUCGGACAAGCCGGCGUCCGGAGCGGGCGGCGCCACGGGCGGCCUGGCCCAGGCGAUCCUCCAGGAGCGGCUCCAGCAGCAGAGUCAGGGUCAGCCUCCUCCUGAGGGAGCGGAGGGAGAGAAGGAGGGAGAAAAGAAGGAGGACAAGAAGCAGAAUGAAAACACGGCCUACGCCAAGAAGAUAGUCCUACGGUUGGCGGGACUCAUGGGAAUAGGGGGGGCGGUCGGCAUCGUCUACAUAUUCGGCUCCAACUCGGUGGACGAGCAAGGACACAUAAUUCCAGAUGAGUUCGACAGAGAGCCUCCAGUCGUGCAGCAGCUGAAAAGAACCUUCAAGUACUUUCAGGACUACAGACAGAUGAUCAUCGAGCCAACCAGCCCGAAGCUGCUGCCCGACCCUCUGAAGGAGCCGUACUACCAACCUCCGUACACUCUGGUGCUGGAGCUCACCGACGUCCUGCUGCACCCGGAGUGGUCGCUGGCGACAGGUUGGCGGUUUAAGAAGCGCCCGGGCAUCGAGUACCUCUUCCAGCAGCUGGCGCCGCUUUACGAGAUCGUCAUCUUCACGGCAGAGACCGGCAUGACAGCGUAUCCUCUCAUCGACAGCAUCGAUCCUCAGGGUUUCGUGAUGUAUCGUCUCUUCAGAGAUGCAACACACUACAUGGAGGGACAUCAUGUCAAG
Molecule: messenger RNA, 801 nt
Organism: Pleuronectes platessa (European plaice)
Lineage: Eukaryota; Metazoa; Chordata; Actinopteri; Pleuronectiformes; Pleuronectidae
Gene: timm50
Product: translocase of inner mitochondrial membrane 50 homolog (S. cerevisiae)
Molecular function (GO): phosphoprotein phosphatase activity
Source: RefSeq, a predicted model, not a curated record